UACAAAUUCACCAAAUUUUUUUUUCUGAAAAUCGUCAAAAGCAGAGGCCUUUGAAACUCCUCCCACCACCAGUUUGUCCUCCAGAUCCUUCCCAUUCACUCUCAAUUACAACUCUCUCUCUCAGAGCCUCUUCAAGCUGAAUAUAUAUACAUUAAGCUCAAGAAAUGGCUACCGGGGCUGUACCGGCUUCGUUUACGGGUCUGAAGAGCAGGGACCACCCAAGCUUGGGGUUCACGAGAAGUAUGGGUUUUGUGAGAAUUUCUGAUAUGAGAAGGGUUAAGGCUGGUAGAAGAAAGGUCUCGGUGAUACGGAAUUCAAAUCCCGGCACAGAUAUUGCUGAACUUCAGCCUGCAUCGGAGGGGAGCCCUCUAUUAGUUCCUAGGCAAAAAUAUUGUGAAUCAUUAUACAAAACUGUCAGGAGGAAUACACGGACUGUGAUGGUUGGAAAUGUGGCUCUUGGUAGCGAGCAUCCCAUAAGGAUUCAAACAAUGACCACAACUGACACUAAGGAUGUUGCUGCAACAGUUGAACAGGUAAUGAGAAUUGCAGACAAAGGAGCAGAUAUUGUUCGAAUAACUGUCCAAGGGAAGAAAGAAGCAGAUGCAUGUUUUGAAAUCAAGAACACUCUUGUGCAGAAAAAUUACAACAUACCUCUGGUGGCAGAUAUUCAUUUUGCUCCCUCUGUUGCACUGCGUGUUGCAGAAUGCUUUGACAAGAUUCGUGUCAACCCCGGAAAUUUUGCUGAUAGGCGGGCUCAGUUUGAGAAGCUAGAGUACACAGAAGAGGACUAUCAAAAAGAACUAGAGCAUAUUGAGCAGGUUUUUACUCCAUUGGUUGAAAAAUGUAAGAAGUAUGGAAGAGCAAUGCGUAUUGGGACCAACCAUGGAAGUCUUUCAGAUCGUAUAAUGAGCUACUACGGGGAUUCUCCAAGGGGAAUGGUUGAAUCUGCAUUUGAGUUUGCAAGGAUAUGCCGGAAGUUGGACUUCCAUAAUUUAAUUUUCUCAAUGAAAGCAAGCAACCCAGUUGUCAUGGUCCAGGCAUACCGUCUGCUUGUAGCUGAAAUGUAUGUUCACGGAUGGGAUUAUCCAUUACACUUGGGAGUCACUGAAGCUGGAGAAGGUGAGGAUGGUCGGAUGAAAUCUGCAAUUGGCAUUGGGACCCUUCUUCAGGUAUGGUUUUUAACUGUGUAGUAAAUGAAAUGGAUG
This is a messenger RNA of Corylus avellana, 1205 nucleotides long. The record is from RefSeq and is a predicted model, not a curated record. NCBI's taxonomy places the organism in Eukaryota, Viridiplantae, Streptophyta, Magnoliopsida, Fagales, Betulaceae.